Messenger RNA from Lytechinus pictus (painted urchin), 2594 nucleotides. Its product is annotated as proline rich transmembrane protein 1B-like. The coding region runs from base 187 to 660 and encodes 157 amino acids. The transcript has 4 exons. Gene Ontology annotation, cellular component: membrane. Lineage: Eukaryota; Metazoa; Echinodermata; Echinoidea; Temnopleuroida; Toxopneustidae. The record is from RefSeq and is a predicted model, not a curated record.
AUAAUAAAGAGGCACAUUGUACCAGCCAGUGAUAGGCGUAUAUAUAUAUCGACGCUGUAUUUCGGGCAGAUUAUUUAUUGAAACGUAGUGUUCAUGUUGGUUUCGGACGAUCUUCAUCUGCAAACGUAAGGAUAUUAACCAACAUAUUUCGUGGAAGGAUAACAGAAAUUGAUUGAAUUGAAUAAAAUGGCGGAAAUGAAAAGCGCCCCCUACGACCAAACACCCAGCGCUCCAUACGAUAGCACUGCCAGCGGGAACAACGCCUAUACGUACGGAAACGCUGGGUAUUCCACAGGCCCCCCAGCCCCAAGUGGUGGAGGUGUAGCUCCCCCUCCAUACCCACAUCACACUGUACCGGUGGUGCAAACGGUCACUGUUGGGGUGCCAAUCGCUACGACUAUUCACAGACAGGGUGCCCCUCCUUUGCCUGAGAAGUAUAUAAUUCAUAACAUCCUCGUGCUCCUCUUUUGCUGUCUAUUAUUCGGUAUCAUAGGAGUCAUUAAGGGUUCGCAGGUUGAUUCUCUGUAUAUCCAAGGCCAUUAUGAAGCGGCUCAGGUUGCCUCUCUCUCUGCCAGGCGAUGGUAUCUCUGGGGUCUCUGGUUCGGAAUUAUUGUGUACGCUGUCUUUCUGGUUACUUUCUUGAUCAUUAUCUUAAUUUAGCGGCUUAAGAAAAGACAGCGAGUAUUUACAGUCGCCCAUAUCCCAACUGUAAAGAACACAAUGUCCCACAGAACACUGCAAAUACACCGGUGUUGAUUUUAACACCAGUCCAUAUCUAUAUCGGUUUACACCAGAGAAGCGUUGAAAAACACCAGUUAAGAAUCAAACCGAUAUUGGUUUAACACUAUGCCAGAUUGGUGUUAGCCUGACGCGAAACCGGUUUUUGUUUCAACACCUCUCCGAUGUGGACUGAUCGAUGUAGAUACCUGGCUGGUGUUAAAUUAACACCAGCGUUUUUGCAGUGUAUGUACCAUAGUGUAGUGUGUCCAUAGUGUGGAACACAAUGUGAAGUCAUCUUCACACUGUCAUAUAUUUUAGCAUUUUAACAGUGUAAAAAAUAAAUUUAUAUAUAUAUAGUCCACUAUGUGAACACACUGUGAUCACACCGUGCGACACUGUGUUUUUUUCCAGCAGGGUAUACUCUGAAGUCGGGUUCAAACUUUAAAACAAACAUCGAGACUUGUUAAGGGUCUUAUACAAGACACUGAGAAUUAAAUAGACAAUAAGGAAGCUUAUAUAUACGACAUCGACCGCCCUUUCACACGGUAAAAAAAAAUCGUAAUUUGAAUGAUGAUUCCAGUGGAAAAUAAGGCCAAUGACGAAUAUUUAGCACGUGUGAAACCAAAUUUGAACAUGAUUAGAAUCACGAACGCUAAUCACAGUCACGAUUACAAUAGCAAUCAUCAUUACAAUGGUGAUUCAAAAUUCACGUGUGGAAAGGCCCCGAGACUUCAAUACAAGACACCGAGACAACGAUUCACCGAAACUUAAUGAGAAGACACUGAGAAUUAGAUUAAAAUAUUUAGAACCGGGGCCCACUUUUUUUCCAAACCGUGUACCAAAGAUUAAAAAUUAAUCUGAUGUGAUUUUUCAUGGUCAGCCCCCGACACUUUUACACAACCCUUCCCCCCCCCCCAUUUUCUAAGACGGUUCUGUGGCCCCGCAUUGUAUUCGAGUUAACCACACUCUUUCGGUAUAGCGAUUAAGAUAGACGUGUGUAAUGAUACUAUAUGCUUGUAAAUACUUCAUUGCCAAUAUUUGUCGUUUGCACAGAGAGAUUGUAAAAUUGAUUGACCAAACAUCAAAGCCUUGUUUUUCAUAAUAAUAUAUUUUGUUAAUAGGAAAGGAUAUAUCAGUCGUGUAUUUGUGGUUUUUUAUUCAGUUGAUCAUAGCUUGAAUACUUAACCUUACUCUUAAAGGACAUGUCCACCCAACAAAAAGUUGGUUUGAAUAAAAAGAGAAAAAUCCAACAAGCAUAACACUGAAAAUUUCAUCAAAAUCGGAUGUAAAAUAAGAAAGUUAUGACAUUUUAAAGUUUCACUUAAUUUCACAAAACAGUUAUAUGCACAUCGUGGCCAGUAUGCAAAUGAGAGACUGAUGACGUCAUCCACUCACUAUUCCUUUUGUAUUUUAUUAUUUGAUAUAUGAAAUAUUAUAAUUUUCUCCUCAUUGUCAAGUGAAACAAUGAUUAAUUCCUCCCUGAACAUGUGGAAUUAGCAUUGUUUAAUACUCUAUGGUUUAGUCAAGUGGGUCCUUAUUGUCAAAUUUGUAAAAAAUCAAAUAUUGUAUAAUUCAAACAAUAAAAAACAAAAGAAAUAGUGAGUGAUGGACAUCAUCACUGAGUUGUGCAUAUCACUGUUUUGUGAAAAAUAGCGAAACUUUAAAAUACCAUAACUUUCUCAUUUUACAUCCGAUUUCGAUGAAAUUUUCAGUGUUAUGCUAGUUUGAUUUUUCUCUAUUUAUUCAAAUCAACAUUUUUUUGGGGUGGACUUGUCCUUUAAUGAUUAUAAAAGUAUCCACUCUGUUGAGAGAGAAAAUCUAUAUUUCAUAUUGAAUGACAUGUAUAUAUAAAAGACAUUUAGAUAGUGGUUUCC